CUGCUUGUCGCGAGAAAUUGAAUUUGUUUCUAAGGAGGGAGAUCCAACUCAAUUUUAGAAGUGGAAGUUGCUUUUCUUGGAUUAUUCUAGUGUUGCGUGACUGUUUUAAAAGUUGGUCAACAGCUGGAGCCAGAUGUGGAAUGUGGAAGAAUUUGAUAAUACUGCUGUCUUCAGCACACUAAGAACAUUCAAUAAUUUUAUAAAUGAACCAGACAAGAGGCUUCCAGGGCCUGGCUCUGUGACAACUUCAAUGCAGCAGCAGUAUCAGCUGGGCUUGCUUCAGUUGGAGGAGAAGGCACAGCCAAUCCGUUCAAACUUGCAGCUCUUGCAGGUGGAACGAGAGAAGCAGCAGAUGGAACUGAGUCAUAAAAGGGCUCGUAUUGAGCUGGAAAAGGAAGCAGCUGCAAUUGCAGGGAAGUAUGAGCAUGAAGUGGAUCGAAACCAAGAACUUCACACACAGAUCAGACAGCUUAAGGAGAAAGAGGCUGAAGCUGAAGCCAAACUGAAGGAGCAGCUGGAACUGAACAAAACAUUCAAGAAAAACAUGGAUGUCGUUAACAAGAAGCUGAUGGAGACUGAGACCAAGUUGUCUGAAGCCAAUGAGAUGGUCAGUGUGCAGAAGGCAAAGUGUUUAGAAUUACAACAGAAGUUAAUGAAUCAAGAACUGCAGGUGAUGACUGUGAACAGUGAGAAGCAGCAGUUGGAAGAACAGCUGGAAAUUCAGUGCAAAAAGUGGCAGGAAGCAACAGAAAUGAUCCAGAAACUUCAAGCCGAACAAGCAGUCCAUGCAGAAAAUGAACAGAUGAUCAAGUACUUGAAGAAGAAACUGGCCUCUCAAGAGACAGACUGCACCAUUGCUAAGAAUAUGAGAGCUGAUAUUGCACGGCUUCCUGGGAUGGAAAAGGAACUGAAACAACUCCGCGAGGAAAAUGCAUACUAUAGGGAGAUGAAAGAGAACAGUGACUUGCUGCAAGAGCAAGUUGAAAGCCUCCAGAGAAAGCUGGAGCGAAAUGAGAAGAUGAAAGAAGAGCUUGUGGCUGUGGAGCUAGAAAGAGGGAAGCUGCUGGAGAAGCUAAAAAACUGGGAAGAUGCACAGCAGAAAUCUGGUCUGGAAAUCAGAACCCCAGAAGAGCUCUCAAGAGAAAUCAUGAAGUGGCAGCAGAGAGAGCUUACAAUGAAACAACAGAACUGUUCCCUCACCAGCAAUGUCCGGGCACUAGAAAAGGCACGGCAGCAAUUGCAGAAUGAGGUAGCAGGCAUUCGAGCACAAAUGCUUGAGGAGCAAAAGAAACGGGAACAGCAAGACAGCCUGGUUCGACUACUGCAGAAACGUCUCUUGCUGCUUACUAAGGAGCGUGAUGGGAUGAGAGCAAUCUUGCAGUCCUAUGACAGUGAGCUGAAUGGCUCUGAUUACUCUCCGCAGCUCAUUUGCCGUGCUCAGGAGGCUGAAGAGAUGGUGCUGAAGGUUCAGACUCACAAUUCAGAGUUGGAAGUGCUGCUGUCUCAAGCAUUGGAUAAUGAGACCUCUCAGAAGCUCAGAGCUGAGAAGCUGGAAAUGGAGUUGAAUAGUUUAAAAAGCAAUGUAUCUACAGUGGAGAAAAGCCGUUCCAUAACCAAAGAAGAGAUGGAUUCUUUAAGGUUGAAGAUUGAGGAACUAGAAAGUGAACGAGCCCACUUGGAGCAGGAGAAUGAAUCUCUAAAAAUGUCUUUGGAGAGGCUAAUCCUUCAGGGUGCCUACAAUCCAGCUGAAACAAAAGUGAUCCAUAUGCGUAUGAAUCCUUUGAGCCAGGCGAAGCUGCAGAGAGCAAAGGAAGUUCAAAGUCUGAAAGAGGAUUAUGAGAGGCUUAUGCGGAACGUGGAAUCAGGAGGAGGUGCAACUCAGGAUCAGGAAGGAGCAAUCCCUCAUCUGCCUUCAUCACAAGAAGUUACAGAUUUACGGAAGCAGCUGGAGAGUGCAGAGCUAAAGAACCAGCGCCUGAAAGAGGUGUUUCAAAAGAAAAUCCAGGAGUUCCGUGCUGUCUGCUAUACACUGACCGGCUACCAGAUUGACCUGACAACUGAGAAUCAGUAUCGUCUCACCUCUAUGUAUGCAGAGCAAAAGGAGGACAGCCUCCUGUUCAAGGCGUCAAGUUCUAAGGGAGGGAAGAUGCAGCUUCUGGAGACUGAUUUCUCACGCACCCUCCGUGACUUAAUAGAGCUUCACCUGCUACAUCAGAACAGCAUCCCAGCCUUCCUCAGUGCAGUGACUCUGGACCUGUUUGGCCGCCAGACCUUUGCUUAGCUUUUGACGUGCUUCUCACAAGCAUCUUACUUAGUUCCUGUUUUAUAACCACUGCUGUAAUGAAUUAAUUUUUUUAGUUUGUUCUUAGGAAAUAGAGUCAUAGCAACUGUUGGACUUAACUGAAUAAUGGGGCGGGAGAAUGUGUGUUGCUUUAUUAAAGGAGACAGUAAUUUUAAACGGA
Messenger RNA from Protopterus annectens (West African lungfish), 2462 nucleotides. It is a transcript of the gene MAD1L1, whose product is annotated as mitotic arrest deficient 1 like 1. The record is from RefSeq and is a predicted model, not a curated record. Lineage: Eukaryota; Metazoa; Chordata; Ceratodontiformes; Protopteridae. The coding region runs from base 134 to 2281 and encodes 715 amino acids. The transcript has 18 exons. Gene Ontology annotation, cellular component: nuclear envelope; kinetochore; mitotic spindle. Gene Ontology annotation, biological process: mitotic spindle assembly checkpoint signaling; attachment of mitotic spindle microtubules to kinetochore.